Notothenia coriiceps (black rockcod) is the source of this 1354-nucleotide messenger RNA. Its product is annotated as E3 ubiquitin-protein ligase RNF19B-like. Gene Ontology annotation, biological process: protein ubiquitination. The transcript is spliced from 3 exons. NCBI's taxonomy places the organism in Eukaryota, Metazoa, Chordata, Actinopteri, Perciformes, Nototheniidae. Gene Ontology annotation, molecular function: ubiquitin-protein transferase activity. Bases 709 to 1353 code for a protein of 214 amino acids. The record is from RefSeq and is a predicted model, not a curated record.
CCGCCGCACAGCUCAGCCAUCAGUCUGCUGCUGUACCGGGGGAAGGCUCUCCUGCACCGGGCCGGACCUCACCAUCGUACCCUGCCUCUCUGGAGCCUUUUUCGGCCAGACAUGUUUUGUGUGCAGCAGUAACGUGGAGGAGACGGGGGGCGAUUUCUGUGCUACUGUUUGGUCCUCAAGGGGAUGAGCCAGUUGUUGAUUCUAAGCUGCAAAGAGAAGAAGCCGCACAGAGAGGGCAAAGGACUGCUCGCAGUGAACAGGUGGCCUAAAACGAUGAAGGACAGUCGGCCAGUGCAGGACUAGCCCAAACCGAGGGAUCUGGAGUGGAGGUGGAGGAGGAAGAGGAGGGGGAAGACCAUAGAGAGACAAAGUAAAUCACAUGACCAGGCCCUGGGAAAGGCUCCAAAUUAGUGAUGUUCCCCUCGGGCAGGGAUUACCUCCUCCCCGUCGUCUACCUCUCCAUCGCUCCCGCUCUUCCUCCCUCGCUCAGCACUGCAGCCUUCCAGCUCCAAGACUCUGAGCCGUGAGAGCUCGCUGUGCUCAACCACCCACACACAAACACCAACUCACACACUCUCUCACACGCACGCACGCACACACACACACACACACGCACGCACGCACGCACGCACGCACACACACACUUUUGCAUCCUGCUCAUGGUCGUUGGCCUGUCCUCAGCUGCUGCUCCUGCUCUAGUCCGUGACCAUGAAGAGGCCCAAGCAGCAGACGGGGCCGCUGAGCUUCCUGAACUUCUUCAGCAGGAAGCCCAAAUCAGAGUCGAGGCCCGAGCGGCCGCUGGAAGCCUGGCCCAGAGAGGAGGUGGCCAUAACCCUGACGCCCAGCGAGCACCCCAAGCAGCUGUGUUACUGUUCACAGGACCUCACAGCAGAAGAGGCUGGAGGAGAAAGAGGAGAAGGCGGGGGUCCUCCAGCGGCAGCGCGGGGGCCAGCGGAGGCCGGUGCCGCCACAGCUGAGUGCGUGGGCGGGGUCAGCAGCGGCUCCACCGGCGUCCUGUCCCUCUCCUCCUCCAGCCAGGAGCAGCUAUUGGACGAGCACCUGGAGGAGUGCCCACUGUGCCUGCUCAGUCAGCCGCGCUGCCACUUCCCACGACUCACCUCCUGCUCCCACCGAACAUGCUCCGACUGCCUCCGCCAGUACUUGCGCAUCGAGAUAUCGGAGAGCCGGGUGGGCAUCGCCUGCCCGCAGUGCCCCGAGACCCUGGCGCCGAUGGAUGUCCAGUCCAUCCUGGACGACCAGGCGCUGCUAGAGCGCUUUGAGGAGUACCAGUUGAGGCGUUUCCUGGCUGCUGAUCCAGAUACACGCUGGUGCCCUGCGCCUGACUGCAGGUGAG